Molecule: messenger RNA, 518 nt
Organism: Gracilinanus agilis (Agile Gracile Mouse Opossum)
Lineage: Eukaryota; Metazoa; Chordata; Mammalia; Didelphimorphia; Didelphidae
Gene: AHSP
Product: alpha hemoglobin stabilizing protein
Exons: 3
Coding region: 77-355 (92 amino acids)
Biological process (GO): protein folding; erythrocyte differentiation; protein stabilization
Cellular component (GO): cytoplasm
Molecular function (GO): hemoglobin binding
Source: RefSeq, a predicted model, not a curated record
GCUCAGUCACACAAACUGACCCAAGAAAGCAAGGUGAAACAUCUAGAAGAGAGCUAAAGGCUAUAGUUGCAGGGAGAUGGCUCUUCUUCAGUCAAAUCAGGAUGUCAUUUCCUCAGCAAUGCAGGAGUUUAGCAAAUUGCUGAAUCAGCAGGAUUACACAUACCCUAUAAUCUCUGAGAAAGACAUGGUUACCAUUGUAGAUGACUGGAUGAACUACUACCUUUCAUACUUCUCGAAAAAGAUGACAGGGGAUCAACAAGAACAGGAGAGAGCCAUGCAAAAACUUCAAGUGGAACUUCAAUCUUCUGCCAACCCUUUCCUGGAGAAGUACAGAGCCUUUCUAAAAUCCCUUUGAGUCUUCCCAUGUCUCCCAUCCCUGUCCUAGGUCUUCAUUUCUAAGAUAUGCCCAAAGCUGAACCCCCUAAUAAUCUUUUCCUCUCCCCUGAAACCUUGUUGUAUCUCAAUUUCCUCUGACUCUAAAAGGUAUGUAUAUACCUCAAUAAAUACACACAUGGGAA